UUUAAAUCGAGGAGGAGAUGAUGUGCUGAGAGGUCAGGCUGGCUUUCUGGAUGCAGACAGACCAUGUGCACACAAUGCAGGUCCCAUCUCCCAACCAGUGGGCACACUCCAUGCCCAGGACAAUGUGCUCAGCCUUGCUGUGUGUCUUGCUGCUGUUAGCCUGGGUAUCAAAGAUGGUCAGUGCUGGGGACUACUGCAGCUGGAGAGGGAGUGGUCUGGUUUCGGACUUGCGUCAGCAAGCUGUGGAACUUAUUCGCCUGCGUUGUACAGAGGGUUCCCUGGAAUGGAACUACCCAAAACGAGCUCUGCGGGUUAUUCUUGAGCCCAACCUGGCAAGUGGCAAGUACAGUACAGCCUGCAUCAAGCCAUCCGCACAAUUCGAAGGUGCUAAUAUUUAUGUGGAAAAGAACAAAGAAGUGCGCCUCCUGGUGGGCGAGACGGAGGGGUUACGGCAGGUACACUGCUUUUCAAUGGACAGACAGCAGGUGACCCUGUUUCUGCAGGCCAGUCCGCAAACCGAGAUCACGGCAAGGACAGCUGGGUUUCAGUACGAGCUGCUCAGCAACCAGAAUUCCGGGCCAUGGUUCCAUAAAUUUGCGCUAGUAGAAGCUGUCUGUCGGCCUUGCGACAAUGAAGACCUACUUAUGGCAAUUUGCAACAGUGAUUUUGUGGUUAGAGGUUCCAUUGAGAGUGUGAGCCAUGACGAGGGCAGUCGUAUGUCUCGAGUGGACAUCAAAGCUCGGAAAGUGUACAGACAAAGAAACAGCAUAUUCCAGUUGGAUGAUUCCACCGGUGAUUGGGCUGGACCCAUAAGAACAUUGCUGCAGUGCAGAGUCAAGAAAGGAGAAGGAGAAUUCCUCUUCACUGGGAGUGAACAUUUUGGAGAUGCAUGGUUGGGAUGUGCUCCUCGAUUAAAAGACUUUCACCAUAUCUAUCAGGAAGCCAAGGAGCUAAGGACUAACCCAUGUGAAUUUCAGGCUGACUGAAAAUAAACUCCGUUAAGAAAGAACAUUCUAAACAGAAACAUUGUGAUGUAUUUUUAAGAGGAACUAUAACAGACGAAGACAAACCAAA
Molecule: messenger RNA, 1074 nt
Organism: Pelobates fuscus (common spadefoot toad)
Lineage: Eukaryota; Metazoa; Chordata; Amphibia; Anura; Pelobatidae
Product: meteorin-like protein
Exons: 4
Coding region: 51-986 (311 amino acids)
Molecular function (GO): hormone activity
Source: RefSeq, a predicted model, not a curated record